UAACACUGGGGGCACGAGCAAUGAAUUCAUUAGAGCAAGCCGAAGACCUGAAGGCUUUUGAGAGGAGGUUGACAGAGUAUGUCUCUUGUUUGCAGCCGGCUACAGGCCGUUGGCGCAUGAUUCUUAUUGUGGUGUCUGUAUGCACAGCCACCGGAGCCUGGAAUUGGCUGAUAGAUCCAGACACUCAAAAAGUUUCUUUCUUCUCAUCUUUAUGGAAUCAUCCGUUUUUCACCAUUAGCUGCGUGACUCUCAUUGGCUUAUUCUUUGCUGGAAUACACAAACGAGUUGUUGCUCCAUCAAUUAUUGCUGCACGCUGCCGGACAGUACUAGCAGAAUAUAACAUGUCCUGUGAUGAUACGGGGAAGCUUAUAUUGAAGCCAAGGCCUCAUAUCCAAUAGAACAUUUGAAGAAAGAGGAGCUGAAAGAACUUCAUAUCAUAAUAUUAAUCACGGAGAUUGCACAUGGGCCUCAAUGCAAGGAGAUUAUCCAAAGUUUGUGGGAACUGAUCUCACAAAAAUUUGUGAAGAAACAGUGGGAACUCCCUACCAAGGAAAUGCCCUCUCUUGAAGAACCAUUGUUUUUGCAAUUUUAGAUAACAUCCUUAAUACUUCUUAUUUUUCUUUUGGAAAAUUUGAGUUUUAUUUGAUUGUGGAUUUUGAUAUCCUCAUUUGUAAUGCCAUGGUCUUAUUUUAGAUUAAACAUGGCGUUUGUAUUUUUUAGCAAAUUGCUGAACAUAUAAUAAAUAUUAAAGUGUAGAUAAUUGUUCAGUUGAAAAUGACUUUGACUUAUCUACGCAAUAUUUUUUAAAUGUUAUGCGUAUGACUUGCUGCUUUUUGUUGUUUUUAAAACAAUUUUAUGCGACCAAAGGCUGCACUACUUGUUGAGGGAAAUAGGCAAACGAGUCUCAAAUCUGUGUCAUGGUUUAUCAAGAUUUUAUUUACUUUCACGAAACAUUUAAGUGACUUAAGUUGGCAAUAAAAAAAAGUUUUGAACGGAUUUGUUGUUGUCAUUAUCGUUAAUAAAGCUUGUAUCUAGACGAGUGUGUGAUGUGUCACAGGUCGAGUAGCAUCUGCCUGUAAACUUCGGAGGCUGCACUUUCAGGACCGCAUUUCUGGGGACACAGGACCUUGCGGAUGUGGUCAGAGUUAAGUGGUGCAUGGGGCAAGAGAGGGGAGGGAAUUUAGCUUCCUGACUGCCUGGUGGAUGAAGCUCUCCUUCAGUCUGCUCUCCUUUAGUCUGCUGGUCCUGGCACUUCCCUGAUGGCAGCAGCCUGAAGAAGCUGUGUGUUGUGUGAGUGGGAUCGCCUGCAAUGCAGAGGGCUUUUCGGGUGAGACGGGUUCCAUAAAUGUCCUGGAGGGAGGGGAGAGAGACACCAAUGAUCUUCUCAGAUCGAUAAGAGUGUGCGUAUAACAUGUAAAUAUUAUUUUUUUCGUUUAACAUUAAAAACAAUUGUGAAAAUUUAAAAUAAUUGGAAAGUUAAUGUAGCUGUAGUGAGUUAUCAUGGGUUGCUAA
Molecule: messenger RNA, 1512 nt
Organism: Triplophysa rosa
Lineage: Eukaryota; Metazoa; Chordata; Actinopteri; Cypriniformes; Nemacheilidae
Gene: cnep1r1
Product: CTD nuclear envelope phosphatase 1 regulatory subunit 1
Exons: 6
Coding region: 21-398 (125 amino acids)
Cellular component (GO): cytoplasm; Nem1-Spo7 phosphatase complex
Source: RefSeq, a predicted model, not a curated record